This is a messenger RNA of Eptesicus fuscus (big brown bat), 1933 nucleotides long. It is a transcript of the gene SPN, whose product is annotated as sialophorin. Gene Ontology annotation, biological process: regulation of immune response; defense response to bacterium; regulation of T cell activation. The transcript is spliced from 2 exons. The record is from RefSeq and is a predicted model, not a curated record. Gene Ontology annotation, cellular component: external side of plasma membrane. Bases 70 to 1296 code for a protein of 408 amino acids. Lineage: Eukaryota; Metazoa; Chordata; Mammalia; Chiroptera; Vespertilionidae. Gene Ontology annotation, molecular function: heat shock protein binding; transmembrane signaling receptor activity.
GCUUCAGGCGUUGGAGCAGCCUGGCCCCAGGCCUGGGCCUUGAUCAAGUGAGCUGGUCCCAUCCUGCUCAUGUCUGUUGUCAUGGAGAUGACCCUGCUUCUCCUCUUCUUUGGGGGUCUGUGGGCCCACGAGGUGGACACAGAGGCUCCGAAGAUUUCUACACCCAGAGAGCCCUCUUUUUCUUUGGCCUCCAACAUCUCUGAGGCCUCAAACCUUCCCUCAGUGGCCUCCGAUCAGGCAACAGGGGUGCCUGAGGCACAUGGCAGUACCGGGCACCAGCUCUCCCUGCCUUCCUCAGCUCCGUCCGCAGUGCCCUCUCCUGAGACGUCCGUCGCUGCCGACAUCAGCCUUAUAGCCGAUGCAGUAACCACCCAAGCAGCUCCCAUCAGGAAGUUAUCGAUGGUCCAGGAAAUCUCCAAUGCAACCAGUGACCCUGCUGUCCCAGCAAGGACCACUCUGGGACUUCACACAGCGGCUGGUGAAACCAUGGCAACUAGCUCUCUGGAGCCCUCCAGUGGGACCAGUGGACUCCCUGUCACCAUGGCAACUAGCUCUCUGGAGACCUCCAGUGGGACAGUGACGAGUGACUCUCCUGUCACCAUGACAACUAGAUCUCUGGAGCCCUCCAGUGGGACCAGUGGACUCCCUGUCACCAUGACAACUAGCUCUUUGGAGACUUCUGAUGUGACCAGUGGACCCCCUAUCACCAUGGCAACCAGCUCUCUGGAGACUCCCAAGGAGACCAGUGGCUCGCCCGUCUCGAGGGUAAAAAUACUCAUCCUGUCGACCCCAGCGAUCUCCACAAACGAAGGCAGCGGGCCUGCCCCGAGUUCAGAUCAGAAGACCAAGAACACCCUGACGGUGGCCGUGCUUGUGGCCCUGCUGGCCGUCAUCGUCCUCCUGGCGCUCGUCCUGCUGUGGCGCCGGCGGCAGAAGCGGAGGACCGGGGCUCUGACGCUGAACAGAGGUGGGAAGCACAAUGGGGUGGCCGACGCCUGGGCCGGGCCAGCCCGAGUGGCCGACGAAGAGGCUGUGAUAACAGCAGCGGCAGGAGCGUCUGGUGGUGACAAGGGCGCUGGGACCCCCGAAGGGGAGGGUGCUGGCCGGCGGCCCACACUCACCACUUUCUUCGGCAGACGGAAGUCGCGCCAGGGCUCCUUGGCGCUGGAGGAGCUGAAGGCCGAGCCAGCAGCCAGCCUGCCGGGGGAGGAAGAGCCACUGAUGGGCAGUGAGGAUGGGGCUGUGGAGGCCCCCGCUUCGGAUGGGCCAGAAGCGGGCGAUGUGGAGGUCCCUUAGUGCGUGUGGAUAACAGGUCUGGAGGUCAGAAUCAGCCCCAGCUUUCGGCACCUUCCUAUCCUCACUUCCAACCUCACCAUCGCCCAGCGUUCUCACCCGGCGCCUUCACUCUGACUCCUCAUCUCGCUUCUCAGCCCUGGGCUUUCCAGCCUCCGCCCCAGCACCAGCACCUCCGCCCAGCGCCCAAACCCAGCACGGCGGCGGCAGGGCCUGCACCCGCUGAAGGCUCCAAGACUGAAUGAAUGAAACUUCCUCAUCAGCCCUACUUCUCCCCGUCACCUGUCCUCCACGUCUUGUCUUUGAAACCAGAUGCGGAGUCUCCAUAAUGCCAAAUUUCCGUGACCUAUGACAAGCCAACAGCUUCCGUCUAGGAUUACUCUGUAAAGUACAUUUGGCCCCGUAGAUUAGGACAGCCGCUGGGUCGACCCAUGAAACUCCUUUAACUCGGGGCCCCAGUGCUCUGCGCGGGGCCAGCCUGGAGCGGUGCCACCUAGCUGUGCCCUGGGGCGUGCCUGGGACACACCUGGCCUCGAGGCUGGCCCCUGGCUAAGCCACCACUCCCUCCCUCCCCCAUGGACCGAGGCAGCCAAAGGUUUCAGCUCUUCCGCCUCCCGAGGGCAGAGGUGAAGAGGGUUUC